AUGUCAUCUCCGCCGGGUAUGGAGCCACGUGAGCACGUGGACAUGGUCUACAUCUCCAUAGAGACGGCCAUCGCGCUGGCCUCUGUGCUGGGCAACGUGCUGGUGGUGCUGGUGGUAGCCCUCAACCGGGCCCUGCGGGACCCCACCUUCUGCUUCAUCGUGUCACUGGCGCUGGCCGACAUUGCCGUGGGGGCACUGGUCAUCCCACUGGCUGUGGUCAUCAGUCUCGGGCUCAGGACACAGUUCUUCACCUGCCUCUUCAUCUCCUGCCUCCUCCUCAUCAUCACCCAGAGCUCCAUCCUCUCGCUGCUGGCCAUCGCCAUAGACCGUUACCUACGGGUCAAGAUCCCCACCAGGUACAGCAUCAUUGUGACGCAGCGACGGGCAUGGGUGGCGGUGUGCGUGUGCUGGCUGCUCUCCGCUCUCACCGGUGUCGUGCCCCUGUUUGGCUGGCACAACCAGGACCCCCGCGGCAACCUCAGCACAGGUGACAUCAUAUGCCAGUUCACCACAGUCAUGCGCAUGGACUACAUGGUCUAUUUCAACUUCUUCGGCUGGGUGGUAGUGCCCCUCACCGUCAUGAUCGGCCUCUAUGCUCAGAUCUUCUAUAUCAUUCGCCGUCAGCUGAACCGCCGCGCUGAGGCCACCUGCGAUGCCAGCAAGUACUACCACAAGGAGCUGAAGCUGGCCAAGUCCCUGGCUCUGGUGGUGCUCCUGUUCGCUCUCUGCUGGCUGCCUUUACACAUCAUGAACUGCAUCCUGUUCUUCUGCCCAGAGUGCGGUGUGCCCAAGAGUGCCAUGUAUGUUGGCAUCUUCAUGUCGCACGUCAACUCCGCUGUCAACCCACUGGUCUAUGCCUUCCGGAUCAACCGCUUCCGCGCCACGCUUGUCCAGAUAUGGCAAAGGUGCAUGUUUUGCCACUCUGCUGUACCCAGCCCAUGCCCGCCCUGCCCUCCACCCCUUUCUGAGAAGACCCCGGUCCACCUGUAG
Messenger RNA from Megalops cyprinoides (Indo-Pacific tarpon), 990 nucleotides. Its product is annotated as adenosine receptor A1. Gene Ontology annotation, biological process: G protein-coupled adenosine receptor signaling pathway. Gene Ontology annotation, cellular component: synapse; dendrite; membrane. Bases 1 to 990 code for a protein of 329 amino acids. The record is from RefSeq and is a predicted model, not a curated record. Gene Ontology annotation, molecular function: G protein-coupled adenosine receptor activity. The transcript is spliced from 2 exons. NCBI's taxonomy places the organism in Eukaryota, Metazoa, Chordata, Actinopteri, Elopiformes, Megalopidae.